ACAAUCUAAAAAUUGUGCUUUCCGGUUUCGUUGAAUAAAUUCACUAAACUUUCUUUCGAUUUUGCAGCCAUGUCCAUGGAAAUACGCAUCAAGUGCCGCGAGAUGUUGGCAACCGCAUUGAAAUCGGGCAACAUGCCACCAGGAUGUGGCGAUCCGGAUGACAUGGCCGCUAAACUGGAGGACGCAAUUUACGGCGACUUGAACGGCUGCAAGGUGAAGUACAAAAAUCGCAUACGUUCGCGUUUGGCCAACUUGCGCGAUCCGAAGAAUCCAGAGCUGCGCCAGAAGUUCCUAUUAGGUCAAAUAACGCCCGAAGAGUUAUCCAAGAUGACGCCCGAGGAGAUGGCCAGCGAUGAUAUGAAGCAGAUGCGCCAGAAGUACGUUCAGGACUCGAUCAAUGCGGCACAGAUGGCCAAGGUUCAGGGCACCAAGACGGAUCAGUUCAAAUGCGAACGCUGCGACAAACGCAACUGCAGCCAAUUGCAUAUCCGUGAUGGUGACGAGCCCAUUAUCACCUUUGUGAUAUGCGACGAGUGCGGCAACCGCUGGAAGAGCUAGACAACCGUGGAGAGAGUCCCUUGAAGGAGUCACCCGUCUUGGCUGGAUACCAAGCAAACGAACUCACACAAUUCACAAUAUCUCAUAUCAAUAAACAGACUGAUCUUCCGUUGGCUUCCACAAUAUGUAAAUAAUACUUUAACAAGAAUACAUACAACAUACAACAUACAACAUACAUAUUAUGGAAAUAUAUUACAUGUCAUAAAAAUCUU
Messenger RNA from Drosophila melanogaster (fruit fly), 770 nucleotides. RefSeq lists its product as uncharacterized. Bases 70 to 558 code for a protein of 162 amino acids. Lineage: Eukaryota; Metazoa; Arthropoda; Insecta; Diptera; Drosophilidae. The record is from RefSeq and is marked reviewed. Gene Ontology annotation, cellular component: nucleus. Gene Ontology annotation, biological process: DNA-templated transcription. The transcript has a single exon. Gene Ontology annotation, molecular function: nucleic acid binding; zinc ion binding.